Messenger RNA from Prorocentrum cordatum, 2652 nucleotides. The record is from the annotation of a GenBank genome assembly. Lineage: Eukaryota; Dinophyceae; Prorocentrales; Prorocentraceae.
AUGGCAGCUCGCGAGGAUGCGGGCCUGGAGAGGAACGAGUGGGACGUGGACAUCUGCGCCGACUGCGUUGGCUGGGUCAGGACCCACGCGCCAACCAUGUCGGUCAGCGAGUUGGCGGGUGAGCUCGCGAACAACAAGGAGCUGGGCAAGGACAUCGCGGACAUCAAUGACAAGAAAGACAUCUUCGCUGGCGGGGAUCUCACGGUGACGGGCGACAUGAGCGUCCAAGUGGAGGUGCACGACGACUACGGGCUGCUUCGGUACCAGGACUUUGUCGAUCUCCGCGGCAAGACGCCGAAGCAGGCUGGCGCCCUGCCCGUCAACGCCCCGACCGCGGACAACAUCUCGCAGAGCACGACCUUCUACCCGAACCCCUUGAACGCCAAGAAGCGCAUGAAGGUGAUCAGCAAGUUCGGCGUCGAAGUAUCUGAGAUGCGCAUUGCUUCACCAAGCAGCCUAGUGGCCGCCGAGCACGCCGCCGUGGACGCCGGGCUAACCAGGUCGGGUUCGUUCGCGGUUGCUGAGGCGGGCAGCGCCGAGAAGGGUGCUUCCAAGGACGAUGACGAGUCAUUCGUGCAGGAGUCGGACGGCGACGUCGAUCAACCCGAUGGCGACGAUGACCCCGAGCGCGCAGGCGGGGCGCAUUCAAUGGCCACGCCUGUGAAGGGCGUCACUCCCAUGACGGGCGCUCGCUCGCCCCCUAGCGCCGUCGUUUCUGAAGGAUGCCGGGUCCAGGCCGAGGGCCCGACGCCGUGGAACCAGUACUUCGUGGGCGAGUGUCCUGCAAAGGGGACUGCCGAAUUUUGGAUCUGGAAGACCCCAUUGAAAUGUGUCCUCGUUGGUCUCAGGGAGAAGCACCCUGUCAGCCAGAUGAACAUCCUCUUGCCGAAGCUCGACGCGCACUCGGCGAGGAAGCUGCGCCUCCACAAGGAUGCCAUACAGCAGUGCCAGGAGAUCGUGGACGGCUCGGCCCAGGCAAUGCCUUACAACGAGUUCGCAGACAAAGUGAAGACCUUGGUGCCCUCGGUCGGGGAGUGGCCGCAAGAACAUCACCGCGUGUUGCUGGAGUGCACCCUGAGCCACCGCAUGGCGGAGUUCGCGAGGGCGGGCAAGGAGGUCCACGCCGAGAAAGCCUUGGAAGUCGUAAAAUUGUUCACGGUCGGCGAGGGGAAGGAGGGGAGUUUCAACUCCCUGAAGCCCAUGCUGGUCCAGAGCUCCUUGUCGGAAUCCGAGCGGGCGGACUUCUUUGUGAAUGAGGUGUUCGGCAGGAAGGUGGCCAUCAAGGCGAUGAAGAUCCCAGAGGGCGGCAACGUCGGCGAGAAGGCAUGCUACGCGCUGCGGGUGGCAACUCGUGCGCUGCAGGUGCUCUUGCAUCUAAUUCGCCCCUCGUUGGUGGACGGUGUGUCCCUCGAGGUGUUCGACGACGCGGGCGCGAUCUUGGAGGCGUCCGCGAAGACUGACGCGGCCUCGUCGGUGUGGCAGACCGUCGGGCUUGCGUGCGUCACCAGCCCGAGGUGGAAUACUGGGCUCACGGAACUUGCUGGACAGGUGGGCGCAAUGAAAGAGGUUGGGCCGAUAAUUCAAGUAACCAUCGACAGCCUCUCCAGUAUCGUGGAGCCCACGGCUGCUAGCGCCAAGAAGAUCGGUGACGUCGUCGAGGGCACCCCGCAUUUCCAUGCCAAGUGCGUGAAAGACCUCGCCGAGAAGUUGGAGUUCAAAGUCAACGAGAAGGCGUGCGAGCUCAUUUCCGCGGCCGCCAAGGCCGCUGCCCGCCUCGGCGAUUCAGGCAACAGCUCCGACCCGAGCAGCCUCGGUAUAAAGGACUUGAACGCUUUCAUCACUCUCGCGAGGAAGAUCACCCAGAACUGCGUGGAAACGGAGGCCUCCAUUAUCGCGAGCAACGCCCUGAAGCUGACCAAGGAGAGCCUCGAGACAUCGCUCCGUGCGAAGAGCUUGAAAGAGGCUCUGCAGCAGUUCAACUUCGAAGAUGCCCAGUCAGUGGCAAACGUGCUGGGUGCGUUCGACGGCGUCGUCGCAGCGGCGCUUCAGGAUGAGGUUCGCGUGAGGGUCAAGGAGAUUGUCGAUUCGGUGAUCGACUCACCUCGCGCCGCUGAUGCCACGAACACGGUCAACCUCACUCAGGUGGUUUCGCUCGUCUCCGCGAUGAUGCCAUUUGUCCCAGUCGAGCACAGGUUGGCCUACCAGAACAUCAACUCCGCGCUGAAGCUGUGCAAGGGCGUCAGUGCAGGUCUCGCUGCGUUGGAGGGCGUCGAGACGACCGUGACCUGCUACGCUGACAAGGAUGUGCAGAGGCUCCUGAACGAACUCCAGCGGGAGCACCUGCGCCUGAAGAGUGGCACGAUCAAGCUCGACAAGGCCCCGAAGGUCCUUGAGGCGUGCGAGCUCAUGUCGCAGAAGGCCGCCGAGAAGAGUGCCAAGGUCGAGAGCGACAUCAAGGCCACGACCGCAGACCAGAUCGAGAGCAUCAUGAAGAAGGUCGCCUUCGCCAUGGAGAAUGACUCCUUCAUCAAGAUGACGAGCGCGAUGAUGGAUGUCGAGUCCGUGGCCGACGUCAAGAAGCAGACUCCCAAGGAGUUCUUCGAGGUCGACGCCGACUCAAUCGUGACGGCCGCCGUCAUGAUGAAGAAGCGC